AUGAAGCUCUUGUCCCUGCUCCUCACUGUCGCUUUGGGCCUGGCGACUACCGUUUGGGCAGGACCCGCAGUGCUCGAGUGCUGGUUUGUGGAGGAUGUAGGCGGCGGUGGCGGCCUGACCAAGAAACCCGCCGCACUACUGCUGCGCCAGAGCCUGGAGAGGCCUCCUCCCCGGCCUGACCUCGACCCCAAACUCUACCUCAGUGUGCACGACCCCGCUGGAACCUUCCAAGCGGCCAUAAGACGCUACCCGCGCGGCGCCCCUGCGCCACACUGCGAGAUGAGCCGCUACAUCCCACUCCCCGCCUCCGCGAAUUGGGCCAGAGGUCUGACUCCCGAGCACAGUUGCCCGCGGGCCGUGGACGGAGCUUGGCUCAUGGUCAGUGUAUCUAGUCCUGUCCUCAGCCUCUCCAGCCUCCUGCAGCCACUUACAGAGUCUCAACUGGAGCCUGUUCUCAUUACCAAAGCAACAGUGGCGCUGACUGUCAUCACUCACACUCCUGUCCCUCAAAUUCGUCUGGGCCACGAUGCUAUGCUAGACUUGAGCUUCGCCUAUAUGCCCCCUACCCCUGAGGCUACAACAUCCCAAGCCUUGGGUCCUCCUCCUUUUGGGCUAGAGUGGCGACGCCAGCACCAGGGUAAGGGGCACCUGCUCCUGGCCACAGCCCCUGGGCUGAGUGAGCAGAUGCCAGCGGCCCAAGAGGGGGCAGUGACAUUUGCUGCAUGGGAUGACAAUGAGCCAUGGGGUCCGUGGAUUGGGAACGGGACCCUCCAGCUGCCUGCAGUGCGACCCUUCCAGGAGGGCAGCUAUCUGGCCACCGUCCAUCUACCAUACCUGCAAGGGCAGGUCACCCUGGACCUUUCUGUGUAUAAGCCCCCUAAAGUGUCCAUGAUGCCAGCACACCUGGUAUGGGCUGCCCCUGGGGAGGCCCCUCCAGAAUUACUCUGCCUCGCUUCCCACUUCUACCCCCCUGAGGGCCUGGAAGUGGAGUGGGAGCUCCGAGGUGGCCCAGAGGGUGGCUUUCGGAAGGCUGAAGGACAGAGGUGGCUCUCUGCCGUGCGCCACCAUUCUGACGGCUCUGUUAGUCUCUCUGCGCACCUACAGCCGUCUCCUGUCACUACUGAGCAGCAUGGAAUGCGUUACACCUGUCUCAUCCACCACCCUAGCCUGCCUGCCUUGGGGCGCAGUGCCCAGGUGACCCUGGAAGUGGGAGGCCUUUCCGGGCCCACUGUAGAGGACAGCAUUGGCCUCUUCCUCUCAGCCUUUCUCCUCCUUGGCCUCAUCAAGGCACUGGGCUGGGCCGCUGACUACCUGGUCACUUCCAAGAAUUCAACGGAAAAGGGCGACCACAGGAAACGGAGAUGCCGACCCCAAGAGCCGGAAGCCCCUGAGCGCCGAAUCUGGAGCCGGAUGUGGUUACUUCCUGCCCUACCCCCCUUGCAUGGAGGCGGGAACCGAGGGCUCCUUGAAAAACCCGGAGUGGAUUUGGCCCGCUACUCGCGUGGGUGGGAUUGGGGAAAAGUAACAUCACGGGGGCGGAGUAACGGGGUCCUUCGCCUCCUAAAACGCAUAUCGCUGGAAUUUUAG
Molecule: messenger RNA, 1587 nt
Organism: Chrysochloris asiatica (Cape golden mole)
Lineage: Eukaryota; Metazoa; Chordata; Mammalia; Afrosoricida; Chrysochloridae
Gene: TAPBP
Product: TAP binding protein (tapasin)
Exons: 8
Coding region: 1-1587 (528 amino acids)
Biological process (GO): antigen processing and presentation of endogenous peptide antigen via MHC class I
Cellular component (GO): membrane
Source: RefSeq, a predicted model, not a curated record